Danio aesculapii is the source of this 1516-nucleotide messenger RNA. It is a transcript of the gene foxi1, whose product is annotated as forkhead box i1. The transcript has 2 exons. Bases 69 to 1202 code for a protein of 377 amino acids. The record is from RefSeq and is a predicted model, not a curated record. Gene Ontology annotation, biological process: cell differentiation; anatomical structure morphogenesis; regulation of transcription by RNA polymerase II. NCBI's taxonomy places the organism in Eukaryota, Metazoa, Chordata, Actinopteri, Cypriniformes, Danionidae. Gene Ontology annotation, molecular function: RNA polymerase II cis-regulatory region sequence-specific DNA binding; DNA-binding transcription factor activity, RNA polymerase II-specific.
CCCGGACACUCUCCUUGAGAAACCCCUCAGAGACGAGCACGCUCAGCAGGUCAGAUCGGAGAAACUCCAUGUUUCUGGAGGGAGAGCGGAUUAUGAACGCGUUUGGACAGCAGCCGUCGAGCCAACAGACUAGUCCCCUUCAGCAGCAGGACAUCCUGGACAUGACCGUGUACUGCGACUCCAACUUCAGCAUGUACCAGCAGAACCUGCACCAUCACCACCACCACCACCACCACCAGAGGCCGCCUGCGCAUCCCUCCAGCUACGGGCUUGGAGAGUACAGCUCCCCCAGCACCAACCCUUACCUGUGGAUGAACAGCCCGAGCAUCACCUCAACCCCGUACCUCUCCAGCCCAAACGGAGGCUCUUAUAUCCAGUCGGGAUUUGGAUCCAACCAGCGGCAGUUUCUCCCUCCUCCUACAGGCUUUGGGAGCGCGGAUCUCGGAUGGCUCUCCAUCUCAAGUCAGCAAGAACUUUUCAAGAUGGUCCGACCGCCGUACUCGUACUCAGCGCUGAUUGCGAUGGCUAUCCAGAACGCGCAGGAUAAGAAACUGACGCUCAGUCAGAUUUAUCAGUACGUGGCUGACAAUUUUCCCUUUUACAAGAAAAGCAAAGCCGGCUGGCAGAACUCUAUAAGACACAAUCUGUCAUUAAACGACUGCUUUAAGAAAGUUGCACGGGAUGAAGAUGAUCCAGGGAAGGGAAAUUAUUGGACUUUGGACCCAAACUGCGAGAAAAUGUUCGACAAUGGCAACUUCAGAAGGAAGAGAAAAAGAAGAGCCGACGGAAACGCGAUGUCUGUGAAAUCCGAGGACGCGCUUAAAUUGGCGGACACUUCCAGUCUGAUGAGCGCGUCUCCGCCGAGCCUCCAAAACUCCCCGACCUCCAGCGAUCCCAAAUCCUCUCCGUCUCCGUCCGCGGAGCACAGCCCGUGUUUUAGCAACUUUAUCGGUAACAUGAACUCCGUCAUGUCUGGAAACGGGGUCCGAAGCAGAGACGGCAGCUCUGGACAUUUGGGGGAUUUUACGCAGCACGGCAUGUCUGGACAUGAAAUCAGCCCUCCAUCAGAACCAGGCCAUAUCAACACCACCAGACUCAACUACUAUUCAGCAUCACACAACAACAGUGGCUUGAUCAACUCAAUCUCCAACCAUUUCAGCGUCAACCAUCUCAUAUACAACCGGGACGGAUCAGAAGUUUAGAGAGAUUAUUAAAUCUCCGAUGUGUGCUCUGUGAGUACAUGGACAAGCUGUAGUUCAUUUUUAAAUUCAGUGUGUGUGGACUUUGGAUGCAUCAAGCUAGGAUGUGCAUCUUUUACAUGUAUUCUGUGAUGAAUACAGUAGUCAACAUUUUAAACAGAUCAAAAAGUUGUCUUUAAGCUAUUGAACAACACCCAAUUCUUGUCCUGGGACUUUUUGUGAUCCACUUCAAAUGUUUACUACUGUAAAUACGUCUAGGCCACUAUAACAAGUGCCUUGUUGGUAAUUUUGUAGAACAAAUGUAGAUAUAUUUUAUU